Brassica napus (rape) is the source of this 926-nucleotide messenger RNA. RefSeq lists its product as uncharacterized. Lineage: Eukaryota; Viridiplantae; Streptophyta; Magnoliopsida; Brassicales; Brassicaceae. The annotation marks the transcript as partial. The record is from RefSeq and is a predicted model, not a curated record. The transcript has a single exon.
UGUCUCCUUCAGCCACACGUCUAUAGCACGAUUGAUAUGGUUUCAAAGACUGAAUCACCACCGUUGAUCGGACCUCGUAUCUCUUUCUCAGACGGUGGAGAUUUCAUCUGCAUCAACCCCGUACACUGUAAAGAGCUAGAGAAAGAUGUCUUCAAAGGGUCAGUGAAAGUCUCCGACUUUGAGUUCUUGUCUGAGAAUGCGAGUCCACAGAGGAUGCAUACCGCCGACGAACUCUUCUCUGAAGGAAAGUUGCUUCCUUUCUGGCAAGAAAAGCACUCAGAGAAGCUUAAAAACGUUAGCUUGAAGACAAACGAAGAAGAAGAAGAAGAGAAUCGUAAAGUGGAAGCAACGAUGAAGAGUAACGAUUAUGAUAAGAACAGAGUGAGUUGGUUUAUAGAUGAAGAUCCAUCUCCUCGUCCUCCGAAGUGCACAGUUCUUUGGAAAGAGCUUUUGCGGUUGAAGAAACAGAGGAACACUAGGUCGUCUCUGUCUCCGUCGUCGUCCACGUCAUCAUCGAGCUCGCUUGAGGAUAAGAGAGAGGAGAAAGAAGGGAAGAGAGGCAAGAAAGGAUUAGAGAGGACGAGAUCGACGAGCAUGAGGAUAAGGCCGAUGAUUCAUGUCCCUGUUUGCACUCCUUCUAAAUCCUCUGUUCCAUUGCCUCCUCUGUUUCCGCUUAGGCUUAAGAAGAAGAGAGUAGAGAAACGCACUUGAAAAGUUUGAAUCUUUUUAUCUGACACAAGCUUAUUAGUUUAUUCGUUCGGAUUCUCAUGUGAUAUGUAACUCUAAUGCUUGUGAUUAAGCAUUUUUAGGUGUAUUUGUUUUUGUUUUAUGAGAUUCUAAUGUGUGAGAGUGUAAUAUGUUCCUCUGUUAUGGAUCCAAAAGCAUGUCAUUAUCAACAAAUGAAGAUGUGAUUAAGAUUUGUUGUA